CGUCAUGCCACCAUCAGACCUGCAGCAGAUUUGGAUUUGUACUGAUCAUGUGUUGGAGGUCUCAUAGUCUGCUCUGGUUGUUUCCAUUUUAAGGCCUGGAGCUGGAGCCCAACAGCGCCGCUCAGAGGUGACAGAUGGUACCGCACCAGUGACGCAGCUCUCCGUUGCGGCGACGUAAACACGUGCACCUCGCUGCUUCCAGGUUACGGUUUUUCUCAUUGCACCGUCAGCCUCGCACUCCAGCAUCACUCCCUGACAACAGCAGCGAUGGCGGAGCCCGCAGCAUCGGAUGCGGCGGCCACAGCAGCAUCCCCGACCCCGGGCCUCUCCCCAGCAGCAAGCCCAGGAUCAGAGCCUCCAUCCAUGGCUCUGUCUCCCACCGCAGACGGCUCCCAGCGGCUGCUCUUCUCCCACGACCUGGUCUCUGGGCGGUAUCGCGGCUCAGUCCGCUUUGGCCUCGUACGGAUGAUCCACGGAGAGGAGGAAUUUAACUCAGACUCGGACCUCGAUGACGAUGGCGGCGGUGGCGGCGGAGGAGGUGGCGGCGGAGGAGGACGAGGAGUCCCGGGUGGUUCCGACACUGAGAGCGCUGUGGACCUCCCGAGUCGGCCUCUGUGUCGGGGGUUUGUCCGCGUCCAGUGGUACCCUGAAGGAGGAAAGCAGGACAUCAAGGAGACAAAGCUGAAACUUGAAGAUCGAUCCAUCGUCAUUAGAGAUAUCGUACGACGAAACAAUUCAAAUGAUAACCAGUGUGGUAUUGUGACCAACAUUGACAUCGAGUGUGCGGUGAAACUCGUGGGAACAAACUGUGUUCUGUAUCCAGUGAACAGCAGAGACCUGCAGCACAUCUGGUCUUUUAUGUAUGGAGACUACAUCGCCUACGACUUCUGGCUGGGGAAAGUGUACGACUUGACUAAUCACAUCAUCCUCAAGCUCUCCAACGGAGCAAGGUGCUCCAUGAGUGUGGAGGACGGAGCGAAGCUUUACGACGUCUGUCCACAUGUCAGUGACUCGGGUCUGUUCUUCGACGAGGCGUAUGGUUUCUACCCGGGCCAGGUGCUGAUUGGUCCCGCUAAAGUCUUCUCUAACGUUCAGUGGCUGUCGGGGGUCAAACCCGUCCUCAGCAGGAAGUGCAAGUUCAGGGUGGUGGUGGAAGAGGUGAAAGUGGUCGAGCUGAAGGUGACGUGGAUCACAAAGAGCUUCUCCCCCAAAGGUUCAGACAGCGUCUAUCCUCCCCCCUCCACCAUCCCACAGGAGAAUCUCUGCCGGGUGCGGCGUCUAGGAUACUACGACCACACCCAGAGGCAGCUGGGAGAACGGGCCCUGUAUGUGUUCCCCGCCAAGGGGGACGCCACACGCAUCACCUGUGAAGGACCUGAGGGUGCCCCUGUCCUGCCUGAAGACCCCGUGGCCAGAAAGUUGAAAAGGAUGUUCAAGAAGGAUUCGGGGAAGAAGUCGGAGAAUGCAGACGCACAAGGUGAUCACAAAUCGGAGCAGUCCGACCCGUCUCAUCCCAACAACAACAACGGCCACGCGGGGUCGGGCCAGAAUCCGCAGGACUCCCAGAACACCAACGACAGCUCGGCCGAACACGGAGAGCAGGACGCUGACGACGAGGCUGCAGAAGACACUGACGAUACCAGCUCUCUGACGUCAUCGGCCAGCUCCACAGCCUCCUCUCAGAGCGGCGGUCUGGGAGCCAACCGCAAGAAGAGCAUCCCUCUCUCCAUCCGAAACCUGAAGAGGAAGCACAAGAAGAAGAGGACCAAGUUCUCCCGCGAGUUCAAGCCUGGCGACCGGGUUGCAGUGGAAGUUGUUUCAACAAAAACCACGUCUGAUGUGAUGUGGAAGGACGGGCGGUUGGAGAAAGGGAUCCGAUCAAACGAACUCAUCCCCAUCCAGCACCUCGACAGCCACGAGUUUUGUCCCGGGGACUUCGUAGUCGACAAAAGACCCCAAGCCCUGCAGGAUCCAGGAGUGUACGGUGUGAUCCAGUCCGGUGAUCACAAGGGCAGAACAUGUGUCGUCAAGUGGAUCAAACUCAACUCCAGCAGCGACGACGUGGAGGUUUUUGGUAUGGAGGAGGAUGUCAGCGUGUACGACAUCACGGAUCAUCCAGAUUUCCACUUCCGCACCACAGACAUCGUCAUCAGAAUAUGGAACUCUGAGAACGGACACAACGACUGUGAAAAUGAGACGUCGGUGGGCCAGGUGUCCCGGGUGGAUGUGAGCAGCAAAGUGGAGGUGGUGUGGGCGGAUAACUCCAUGACCAUCGUCCUGCCACAGCACCUCUACAACGUGGAGUCGGAGAUCGAGGAGACGGACUACGACUCGGUGGAGGAGACGAGCAGCGUGCUGUCCACUGAGGAGUGGGAGGACGAGAGCGACAGCUGGGAGACGGAUAAUGGCCUCACCACGGAGGACGACAGCCACCUAAACAAUACAGAUGCCGCCGAUACAGUGACCCCGACCCCCACCCCCACCGGCUCCUCAUUGUUCAUCAUCCCCCCUCAAGAGGGCAGCAAAGCUGGGGUCACCAGCCCCACUAAAGGGGCCACUGGAGAGGAGGGGGAGGGGUCUGUAGCUGCUGCUAGUCCUGCUUCUGCUGGAGGAACCACUCCAGGAACAGUCAACGGAGCGGAGAAGCCUGGUAAAGAAGGUGCCUCUCGGGGCUUCAGGGAGCUGAAGGAGGCGCUGAAGAUCCUGGAGAGCCUGAAGAACAUGACUGUGGAGCAGCUCUGGACCGGAGGGUCUCCAACCUCCCCCACCUCCACUGAGCCUGCCUCCACCACUAACGUAGCGAGUUCAGUGACGCCCACCGCCCCGGAGAAGCCGACGAAGGAGAAACGUUUCCUGGACGACAUCAAGAAGCUGCAGGAGAACCUGAGGAAGACGCUGGACAACGUCGCCAUCGUGGAGGAGGAGAAGAUGGAAGCUGUGGUGGAGGCAGGGGGGGGCGCAGGAGCAGCGGCAGAGGUAGAGCGAGCCGGAGAGGAGAAGCCUCAGCUGGACCCGCAGACCCCGGUGGGAGGACAGGAGUGGCCCAGUGAGUUUCUCAGUGACACGCCGGUACUGUGCCAACAAAGCGGAGGGAAGCCCGGCGUCACCUUCACCAGUGCCAAGGGAGAGGUGUUCUCUGUGCUGGAGUGGGCUCCAGACACACACUCGUUUUAUAAAAUGGAGUUCCAGCCAGCGGAGGCAAAGAAGUUCUUCAGCACAGUGAGGAAGGAAAUGGCUUUGCUAGCAACGUCCCUGCCAGACGGCAUCAUGGUCAAAACAUUUGAAGAUCGCAUGGACCUGUUCUCCGCUCUGAUCAAAGGUCCGACUCGAACGCCCUACGAGGACGGAUUGUUCCUGUUUGACAUCCAGCUGCCCAACAUCUACCCCUCAGUGCCGCCUCUGUUCCGCUACCUGUCGCAGUGCAGCGGCCGCCUCAACCCCAACCUCUACGACAACGGCAAGGUCUGCGUCAGCCUGCUGGGAACCUGGAUCGGCAAGGGCACCGAGAGAUGGACCAGCAAGUCCAGUCUCCUCCAAGUCCUCAUCUCUAUACAAGGCCUUAUCCUCGUCAACGAGCCUUACUAUAAUGAGGCGGGCUUCGACAGCGACCGAGGCCUUCAGGAAGGAUACGAGAACAGCCGCUGCUACAACGAGAUGGCCCUGAUCAAGAUGGUGCAGACGAUGACGCAGCUCCUGCAGCACCCCGUGGAGGUCUUCAAGCAGGAAAUCCAGGAGCACUUUGCAUCCAACGGCUGGCGGCUCAUCUACCGGCUGGAGGCGUGGCUUGAGCUGCACGAAGGCGCUGAGCGGGGGCAGGCGAUGCACAUGUCCUCCAGAGCGCACCGACCUUCAUCAGUGGAGCCUCUGGAUGAGCAGGGGCCCGUGGCCGUGGCCCACAGCAGCCCCAGUAAGCCUGGGGAGGAGGGUGUCGGAGGAACAGGAGUCGCCAGUAUUAUAGAGGAGGAGCUGGAGGAUUCAGGGCUGAGUCCCUCCACCACAGCGGCCUCUCAGCAGGAGCUGAGCCACAACUCAGACUGCGACAGCCAGCAGGGGGUCGCCUGUGCUGGCGGUGAAAACAACACGACCUCUGUGGUCCGCGGCGCAACGUCAGAACCCGCCACGGUCAGCGCAGGAGGGACGGGCUCCGUGGGAAGCCAGCCGGUGGUUCGACCAAAGAAACGAAGAAAGAGCUACAGGAGUUUCCUCCCAGAGGGCGGCGGAUACCCUGACAUCGGCUUCCCGCUCUUCCCGCUUUCCAAGGGCUUUGUGAAGAGCGUCAGGGGAGUGAUGCUGCAGUACCGAGCUGCGCUGGUCGCCGCCGCCAUCCCCCAGCACACAGAGGACAAUGACUCUUCAGAUGAGUGCGAUGGAUAAAGAGGAGUGAGCCUCACACGCGCUCACCCAGUUGCACAAACCUGUGAGAGCUGACCGUCACAGGAACCCUCAUCUGGUCACGGACGCAGGUAAACACAGAGCUUUUACCAGAGGUCAAAGUUUCUCUUGAGGCCUCAGCAGGACUUUGGUGGAGCUGAUUUGGACGCAUAAAGGACUGAAUGAGAUGGAAAAUCAGUGCCAUGAACUCUCUUCCACCUAGCCUCCAGCAGUAUCCGCCACACUUGUGGGGAUUUGUUAACAACUCUCUCUCAGCCUGACAAAUGUUAAGCAGACUCGUAAUCAUUGCUGCAUUUUGGACGAGGUCAAAGAAGGCUGAAAAACUGAAGACACAGCUCCUCCUGGGGUCUUUCUGUAGCACUACUGAUGUUCCCGCUGUACCGUCCUGCACUAAAACAACAACGAACGGACAAUCUGGUCUGGGAGAGGAGAUGCCCUGUAAACAGUCUGACCAGGAGGACUCUUUUUAAAUAGAAAUCACCUGUUGUACGCUUUCUGCCAAAUGCUCUCUGUCCAAACACACACACACACACACACACACACACACACACACACUAUUCAAGUAGAGCUACUGAAUGUCAGUAAAACUGCCAACCACAACAUCUUCACCACUUCUUCCACUUUAGUGAACUCGCUGGUAUUUUCCUAAGCCAAGCACUCGCACUGAGCCACGCCACAAACACCGAGUGACAAAGUUUACAUACGAAUCACCUCCGGAGGUCAGGCUGUAACUGUGUGUGUGUGUGUGUGGAGGAGCCAUCCAGGCCCCGGGAUGACAGUCAGCUCUACGUGGAGGUGUGUGUGCUCAAAACUUAACACUGCAUUCAAAAGCUCCAUUCACUUUCCGUAGAAUUUAGCUAAACUUGUUCCAUCACCAAAACGCAACCUGUGCUUUUGAUGCUUUUUAAGUCGUUUUACACACAAGUGUUACAGUUUCAGAGCCAAGCUUUACCCACAAUGCUCCACUCUUCUUUGACGGACGUGAACCCAUCACAUGCAAAUGCCACACUUUAAAGAAUACAUAGAAAAAUACAUACAGGAUCCACUCCGUUCAUCUCAUGUCAACAUGUUGCCUUACUUGAAUCGUUCUUAAUAAUCUCAGAUCAUUGUACAGAGCCACUUGUGUCACGCUUUAGACAUUAACACACGGGCCGAUACACUCUCUAACAACCACUCAAACCCUGCUCCAGUGUUUUCCUUCCCCAUAGUGCAGGUCUAUGAUCAGAUACCCCCUUUAUCAGUUCUUGAACAUGAGUCUGUUGCACUGCGGUCAUAGCUGUAUCCUGAUUUUUCCUCUCCAAAUUGCACGUGCAGAGUUUAAUCACAUCAGAUUACAAACUACAUUAAGUAUGAUGCUGAAGCUUUGAUUAUGUUUUCCUUUUUUGCUAGAUUUUAUUUCUUAUUCCAUGAAGGUGAGAGAAAAUGACACACAUUACAGCUCAAAGACAAGAUCUCUUAUAUCUCUACAUCCCAGAUAUAAAUUGGAUAAACUAAAUCAAGCUUUGCCACAGAUUGCGCUGAAUGAAUUAACUGUGAAAGAAAGCGAAGCUCACCUUUUGGGUCCAACCGUGCUUCCUGGAGAAAUAGAGCAGUCUUUGUUUACUCGUGUUUUAUAAUAGCUGCAUCCCAACUUUAACAUAAUGCUCUUUAUUCCUUUAAAGCUAUAAUUAUUCUCAUUGUUAUACCUAUGAUAGUACAGGUCAGACAAACCCCUUGUGCUUGCUUAAUGUCUUAUAAACAGGAGAGCGCUGGCUGUCUCGUAUUUUACUUGAACUUGAAGAGUGUUUCUGAAUGAGAGAGUGAUGGGAGAGGAUCAAAACCAGGGCCAAAUGAAACAAAGGUCAUGAAUGAGGGUAGUUUUUUUUUGCUUUGACGUUUUUUUAUACACCCUGACUCUUAAAACUGGCAUUCCUGUAUCAGAUGUGGCGAUCAGGCCUCUGACAUUUGUCCUCUUCCCUGCAAUUGAAUUUAUUACUGUUAGUAUUAUUAUUAUUUUAUUAUGUUGCCUUUAAUGCUACAGAGCAGGAUGUAUUGCUACAAGCUGUGGCAUGUAGCCUUGUUUGCUUUCUUGCCCCACCCUCCCCCCUGCCCCCCCAUUUGCUGCUGUUUGUAAAAUGUCACCUCGUGUUUUCAUAAAGAUUAUGGAGCACGGCUGACAUUGCUCCUUCAUGUGUCAUAAGUUGCAGAAACAGAAAAUGUGAAGCUAUCUCGCUAGACUGAAGCGAAAAAGAAUCUGGCAGGAUAUCAAGCACAUGAUGUACAAUUUUCUGUGUGUGUAAUUAAAAUUGGAACCAUUGUUGUUAUUAUUAUUAUUAUUACUGCGAGGAGUUUGAGGAGUUUGUUUUACAGCCAAAGCAUGUAACAUGUUGCUUUAAGCCUUCUGAACGGGCUACACAAGACUUGACUGUACGAUGUCUACAUUUCCACAGUGGCCUGUUAUUGAAAUAUUAAAAAAAGUACUAAUAAAGUUA
This is a messenger RNA of Eleginops maclovinus (Patagonian blennie), 6863 nucleotides long. RefSeq names its product ubiquitin-conjugating enzyme E2O (gene ube2o). Gene Ontology annotation, molecular function: ubiquitin conjugating enzyme activity. The transcript is spliced from 24 exons. Bases 268 to 4374 code for a protein of 1368 amino acids. The record is from RefSeq and is a predicted model, not a curated record. Lineage: Eukaryota; Metazoa; Chordata; Actinopteri; Perciformes; Eleginopidae.